AUGGCGGCCACCCCGCCGUCGUCGCGGGACCCGUCGCCGCAGCCCCGCCGUCCCGCCGCCGCCGCUGGCCGGCCCGCCGCCAGCGGCACCGGCGCCGGCGCCAGCGGCAACGGCAAGCGCGGCGGCCUCCUGCUCGGCCGCUACGAGCUGGGCCGCGUCCUCGGCCACGGCACCUUCGCCAAGGUCUACCACGCGCGCCACGCCGACACGGGCGAGACGGUCGCCAUCAAGGUGCUGGACAAGGAGAAGGCGCUGCGUGCCGGCCUCGUCCCGCACAUCAAGCGCGAGAUCACCAUCCUCCGCCGCGUCCGCCACCCCAACAUCGUGCGCCUCUUCGAGGUCAUGGCCACCAAGUCCAAGAUCUACUUCGUCAUGGAGUUCGUCCGCGGCGGCGAGCUCUUCGCGCGCGUCGCCAAGGGCCGCCUCAAGGAGGACACGGCCCGCCGCUACUUCCAGCAGCUCAUCUCCGCCGUCGGCUUCUGCCACGCGCGCGGCGUCUUCCACCGCGACCUCAAGCCCGAGAACCUCCUCGUCGACGAGCGCGGGGACCUCAAGGUCUCCGACUUCGGCCUCUCCGCCGUCGCCGACCAGUUCCACCCCGACGGCCUCCUCCACACCUUCUGCGGCACCCCCUCCUACGUCGCGCCCGAGAUGCUCGCGCGCCGCGGAUACGACGGCGCCAAGGCCGACAUAUGGUCCUGCGGGGUCAUCCUCUUCGUCCUCAUGGCCGGCUACCUCCCUUUCCAUGAUCAGAACCUCAUGGCCAUGUACCGCAAGAUUUACAGAGGGGAAUUCCGCUGCCCGAGGUGGUUCUCCAGAGAUCUCACCAGCCUGUUGAAUCGCCUUCUCGACACCAACCCGGAGACAAGGAUCACCAUGGCCGAAGUCAUGCAGAGCAGGUGGUUUCAGAAGGGAUUUCGGCCUGUCAGGUUCUAUGUUGAGGACGAUCAGCUGCACAGCUUAGGGGACGGUGAGAGUGAGGAGCUGGGUCUCGUCGAACCUACCGAGCCGCCGCCUCCUCCUCCUCUUCCGCCACCGCUGCCACCACCACCGCAGCAAGAGGAUGAUGACUCAGGGUGGGAGUCGGAUUCCUCCGUCGCAUCCUGCCCUGCCACGCUGUCGUCCGAGGAGCGGCAGCGGCCUGCCGGGCGUCUCACACGGCCAGCAAGCCUCAACGCUUUCGAUAUCAUAUCCUUCUCCAAGGGAUUUGAUCUAUCAGGGCUGUUCGAGGAGCGAGGGAGCGAAGUGAGAUUCAUCUCAGCACAGCCCAUGGAAACCAUUGUUACAAAAUUGGAGGAGAUUGCCAAGAUGAAGAGCUUCUCCAUUCGGCGCAAGGACUGGCGCGUAAGCAUAGAAGGCACCAGGGAAGGGGAGAAGGGGCCAUUGACGAUUGGGGCUGAGAUAUUUGAGCUUACACCAAGCCUCUUGGUGUUGGAGGUGAAGAAGAAGGCUGGGGAUAAGGCAGAGUAUGAUGAUUUCUGCAACAAGGAGUUGAAACCUGGGAUGGAGCCUCUCGUGCACCACCAACAGGGCUCGGCUCGAAAUGUACCUUCUGAUACGGAGUAG
Triticum turgidum subsp. durum (durum wheat) is the source of this 1566-nucleotide messenger RNA. Lineage: Eukaryota; Viridiplantae; Streptophyta; Magnoliopsida; Poales; Poaceae. The record is from the annotation of a GenBank genome assembly.